Mauremys reevesii (Reeves's turtle) is the source of this 3861-nucleotide messenger RNA. RefSeq names its product osteoclastogenesis associated transmembrane protein 1 (gene OSTM1). Lineage: Eukaryota; Metazoa; Chordata; Testudines; Geoemydidae. Gene Ontology annotation, cellular component: cytosol. The record is from RefSeq and is a predicted model, not a curated record. The transcript is spliced from 6 exons. The coding region runs from base 63 to 1025 and encodes 320 amino acids.
GCCGGGCUCCACGUGACCCCGGUUCGCUGAAUCGCGCCCAGGAGCCGCGGCUACCGGCUGCCAUGGGCCUGGCCGCGCGCCUGCUGCUGCCCGGCCUGCUGCUGGCCCUGAGCGCGGGGCAGGGCCUGGGGUCCGGCCGCCGCCCCCCGCCGCAGAGCGGCCCGGAGGGGUGGGCGCUCGGGGGCGGGCGCCGGCUGCUGUCCCUGGAGCUGCUGGAGGAGGCCGAGGACCUGUCGCUGGCCCUGCUGGGGAUGGGGCUCCCCGGGGCGCUGCCGCCCGAGUGCCGGGAGCUCCUGGUGGGCUUCGCCAACAGCAGCGUGAGGCUCACCGGCUGCCUGGUGCGGAGCGCCCGGCCCGUGCGCCUCUGCCAGAGCUGCUACCGCCACUUCCAGAGCGUCACGGAGCAGCUGGAGAACAUCACCCGGGCCGUGGGGAAUUCUUCUGAGAGCAACUGUGCAAAAAGCCUCUUGAUGUCCGAUAGGGUACAGCUAGUUGUGAUCCUUUCGCAGUUCUUUAACAGUACUUGGGAGAAGGCCAACUGUGCAAAUUGUUUGAAGAACAACAGUGAAGGGCUAUCAAAUAGUACAAUAGAGUUCCUGAACUUAUUCAAUACAACACUGACGUGCUUCGAACAUAACUUCCAGGGGCAAGCAAUCAGUGUUGUACCAAGCAACCACACAGAAGUAUGCAGAAACUGCAACCAAACUUACAGAAAUCUGAAUGCCUUGUAUAACAAAAUGCAAAAAAUGACUGAACAGGGAUCAGAACACAGAACACACUUGUGUAUUGAUGUGGAAGAUGCAAUUAACAUUACACGAAGGCUUUGGAGUAGAACUUUCAACUGUUCCGUCCCGUGCAGUGAUACGGUCCCAGUGAUUGCAGUUUCUUCAUUCAUUCUCUUUUUACCAGUCAUUUUUUACCUUAGUAGCUUCCUUCACUCAAAGCAGAAGAAACGUAUACUUAUUCUGCCCAAGCGUAUCCAAUCAAAUGCCAGUCUUGUGAACAUCCAAGAAAAAUACAGCUGAGCUGCAAAACAAAACCAGAAAACUGCAACUGGGUAUAUAUUGGGUACAAUUGUGGUGGAAGGAGGACAGCACAAAAGAGGAGUUAAUUAUGGUUUAUUGUUGCUCUGUAUCAUUACACAAGUUAAACAAAAUGCUGUCUGACUCCUAAACGGGUAUAUUAACAAACAUGACAAGGCAGGGCUAUGAGACACACUGUGGAUUUCUGAUUUGAAAAAUUUAGUUCUUUCCAGACUAGUGCUGAAGCUGGUUAUUUUCUGAUUCUUUGACUGCAGGUUUUUGUACCUUUCAUCAACAGAGUGUGUACUUUUCCUGUAUGUUUUUUCCUUUAUUUAAUUUUCUAUAUUGACUCCAUAAAAAUCUAGUAUGACAGUUGUGUUCAUUUCCAGGCAUUUUAGUACAGUCUGAGACCUGAUAACCUUUCUGAUGUGGUUCUUAUGAACUAGCAAAGCUUAAUAUAAUUUGUUUUGGUUUAAUUCAGUAACAGAAUUAGAACAUUUCAAAGUAAAAAUGCCAUCUUACCACAUUUGGGUAGACUUGUACUACAGAUUUCAAAAAUUAGCCCCCUUACAUAGCAUCUCUUGAUAGACACAGCCAUGCUGCUUAGUUCAUUUUAGUGGUCUUUAUUUAAAAAAAAAAAUGCAAGGAAAGUGGUAGAUUUCUGGCAACAAAUACAGCAGGUCUGCCAGUGCUAGACAUUAAUAGUAAUCAUUGACAACUACAGUAUUUGGCUAUUUCAGAAAAUGUUUCAUAUUAGCGCAUAUUUGGGCACUUGCACGCUUAAACCACGAAGUCGUUGCUUUUCAAAUGAUUGGAGGCUUAUUUUUAGGUAUGAUGCAUAUCUGUAUGUAUAGUCAGAUGUGUCUUUGUGUUUGUCCCUUAUUUCACUCGUUUAAUCUCCUUUUUAUUUAUAUAUAUAUAGAGAAAAUAUUUUAAAAUGGUAACCUGAGUAAAAGUCACUGGAGAUGCUGAAUUGUGCUUGGUGUAGAACUUCCUCUGGUUUAAGAUACAAAUGGGUUUACGUGAAAAAGAUAUAUUUUAGUAGUGAGUAGGGCACCGAUGUUCUAUAACUCUAGAACUGGCAUAAAGUGAAUGUGCUGUGCCCGGAUCUCUGAUUUUAUGUAUCCAAAUUUGCAAUCAAUACUUUCUAGAAAUUUACUGAGGAUGAGGUCCAUUUAGUAGAUUAAAAUAAACUCAAACUCUGUAGGAUAUUGUAGAGCUGAAGCAAAAGGUCACAUCAUUGUUACUAAAGUUAAUGGGACUGUAGAAAGGACACCGUUCUAAAGAUGCAUUAAUACAGGAUAUCCAGGCUGGUAAAUCCUAGGCCUACAUUUUUCUGAAUUUUCUACUAUAGUAAAAUGAAGAAACUUCAGUGUGGUUGUAAUGAGGUUUGGAGGCUUCAUGCUGCUAUUCAGUCCAUCCCAUUUUACAACUUUAAGACUAAAGGGACACAUCAACUGGGAAAUCACAUUUCUUUUUGAAAAUGUUAUGCCUAUGAUUAUUAUACAACUGAAAAGGUAGCAAUGUAUUUCUUUCUUUUACCUUGUGUCUUUUGACAGCACUUUUGUGUUUAGUUAGUUUCACUGUUUUGUCUCCACAGCCAAUUAGUCACUUUUUUCCCUUGCCCAAACAAACAUCAGCAGGGGAGCAAAAUAAUCUUAAAGCACUUUAAAACAACAACAACAAUAAUUAUUAUUUAAAGAAUUAAGGCAUACUGUCAUUUAAAAAGAAAACCAAGUUGAUAAUGUGUCAGUAUUAAGUAACAUGAUGUGUUAGCAUUUGGCUGAUAUCCAUACAACUGCUUCCUGGUAUUUUGUGAGUAGGAAGUAUUAUCUCCCUCUGUUAAUCACAUGAAUCGCCUUGAAUGGUUGAUUUGUGUUGAAAGGCUAAAUAGGGUUGGAUUUCUUGUCUGAGGAAAUAUAUUUUUGACACUUUGGUCUGCUAUAGAUAAAGUGUCAAAAUAGUAGAAGAAUAUAUUUGUUGCUUAUCACAUGGUUAUCUUCAUAGGACAGAGGGGAAAAUUGCCUUUGUUUUAAAUGACUAUUUUUAUAUCUAUUGUGCUCAAAUUUCAGCUUACUGGGCCUUAUUCAACUGCUGUCCUAAUAGCAUUCCUUUGAUUUGAGGCAUCAUAUGAUUGAGGGCUGUUCAAAGCAAUCUUUCAUUCAUGCUGAUAAAACCAGUUUGUAUGUGCAGUGUUACAGAAUAGCUUUCAUACCGUAAGCAGUGGCUUUUUGAGUACAUUCAUAUUAAGUAGGUCUGAAAGUCAUUACUCUUGGAUAUGGUGGUUAAGCACUUUAUUUAAAAAAAAAAAAAAAAAAGCAGCUUUUGUUUUUUCCUGGCUGCUAAGCCAAAUGAAAGUACUCGUGAUUGUUUUUAAAAAAAGCCGCAAAGUUUACACUCUAGAAAUAAUUGAUAUCCUACAUCUUCUCAAAUGUCACUGUUUUUUCCUUUUUGUUUCCUUGUAAUGCUAGCUUUCUUUACAUGUUUUUAAGUGUACAGUAUCUUUCAUAUAAAAUGCAUUGGGUCUUGUUAAUAUUCUGAUGUUUCUAUAAAUGCUUACAGCCUCCUGUCCCUAAAGGAAGUGUGGUGGUGCACAAAACAUGCAGGGAAAAAAAGCUAACUUUAUUUGGCUGGUAAUUUUUAACUGUUGUUUGCCAUUUUUAUAACUGUAUAUAAGAUACAAUUAAAAAAAAUCUUACUUUGAAGUACCAGUUGUUUGUAUUUUUGGUACAAACAAAUGUGUUUAUCCUUGGGUAGCAUUAUCUAUUUUUGGAUUAGAAAACCUGUAUACACUGAAAAUGAACAAAUAUUGUAUUGAAUAAACAUGUUGUGUAUAGAA